Messenger RNA from Elaeis guineensis (African oil palm), 1536 nucleotides. Lineage: Eukaryota; Viridiplantae; Streptophyta; Magnoliopsida; Arecales; Arecaceae. The record is from RefSeq and is a predicted model, not a curated record.
UUAAAAAUGGGAGGCACAUUCCAGCUAAUUCUAACCGCUUGAGCGACAAUAGAUUAAUAUAAAUCGGGGAUCUUCUGUCACUCCGCCUCUCGCUCUCCUUGGGCGGUUGCUUUGAAGUUGUUGGAGUCUUACCGAGAAAGGGUUUGCCUUCAUCCCCUCAAAGGCUCCAAUUUCUUCUUCCUUUUCCAUAAUUUUAGAGGUUGAUGUGCAAGUGCUUCCCCGUUGUCUUUUCUUUCACUACAUUUUACUCUUGUUAGUUUUGGUGAUUCUUUAUUCUUGGUCUUGUUAGUGUUGGAUUGAAGGGUAGCAUUUGAAGAACUUGGUGGAAGGAAAGCCAUAAUGCUAUCUUGUUGGUUGCUGAAUUCUCGUCGAAGGGACAAUAUGGGCGAGAUUCAACUAGGUUCACACACUGUGCAAUCUCAUGGAGUCAAAGUUGCAAAAAUACAUAAGCACGAUUGGUUUAUUGUCAUUUUUCUUAUGAUGCUGGUGGUGGCUUUGAAUAUUAUUCAUCCAUUUUACCGUUUUGUUGGGAAAGAUACGAUGACAGAUCUGAAAUACCCUCUGAAGAGUAACACUGUGCCAGUAUGGGCUGUUCCAAUUAUUUCAGUGUUGUUGCCAAUCGCUGUUUUUGUUGCUGUCUAUUUUCGUAGGAGAGAUGUUUAUGAUCUGCAUCAUGCGAUGCUAGGCCUCCUUUUCUCUGUGCUGAUAACUGGAGUUAUAACUGAUGCUCUUAAGGAUGCAGUAGGGCGGCCUCGUCCUGACUUUUACUGGCGCUGUUUUCCUGAUGGAAAGGAGUUGUAUGAUCGAGUAACAGGAAAUGUUAUUUGUCAUGGAGAGAGAAGUCUCUUAAAAGAUGGACACAAGAGUUUUCCUAGUGGUCAUACUUCAUGGUCCUUCGCAGGUCUUGGUUUUCUUGCAUUAUAUUUGUCCGGAAAAAUUAAAGCCUUUGAUCAGAGGGGUCAUGUGGCAAAGCUUUGCAUUGUAUUUCUUCCUCUACUUGUUGCAUGCCUGAUUGGAAUAUCAAGAGUGGAUGACUAUCGUCAUCAUUGGCAGGAUGUUUUCGCUGGUGGUCUUCUCGGUAUCGUAGUGGCUACAUUCUGUUAUCUGCAGUUCUACCCUGCCCCCUAUCAUACUGAUGGUUGGGGCCCAUAUGCAUACUUCCAGAUGAUGGAGUCGUCUCGAGCCAAUCCAACCAAUGCAGCAAACCAGCAACCCGAAGGUAGCAGUAACAAUGAAUUACCAGGAGCACAUCAUGAUAGGACUGAACCAAAUGAUUUAGAGUCCGGGAGAACGUGAAGGAACGCUCUACUCGGACCACUAGAACUACUGAUGUUACGGAUAGCACCACCUCUAACUUGUCUCUUGUACAUAGGCACAUGGCUAAACGUUGGAAAAAGAAGUGUUUAAUCAUGUUAAUUAUGAACAAGUUAAUCAAUUCUGACGAACUGGUACUCAGAAUGUUGGUAUUUCAACAGCUUUCGGAUGUAAUGUGGUCCUGGUGUAGAACUACCGUUCAAACCGUUGGUUGCUUGCUCG